AUGUCGUCAUCUUCGUCUGAUGAAAAUGAUGAAAUCGAGGAGAGAUUGGAUGAUAUUAUCGAAGAUUUCAUUGACGAAAUUUACGACGAUAUAGUGGAGGCCGAACCCAUACCGCAAAGGACCCGUAGUUAUACUGAACGACACCGCGAAGGAGGACAGCACCAGCUAAGCAAUGACUACUUCAACGACGACCAUUCGAUAUAUUCGAUACAAACUUUCAGACGCCGAUUCCGCAUGAAUAAGGGAUUAUUCAUACGUAUUGUCGAUGGCCUUGAACAAUUCUUUCCAUUCUUUCAGCAAAGAAAAGAUGCAAUGGGUAGGUGGGGUCUUCCUGCACUACAAAAAUGUACGGCAGCAAUUCGUCUACUUGCUUAUGGAAAUUCGGCUGACACGGUUGACGAAUAUCUCCGACUUGGUGAGAGCACUGCACUUUCUUGUUUACAUCAUUUCACUGAUGGGAUAAUACAGUUAUUCGGAGAUGAGUAUCUGCGACGACCCACAGCAGAGGAUCUUCAACGACUACUCGAUAUGGGAGAGAAACAAGGGUUUCCUGGGAUGGUCGGGAGCAUUGACUGUAUGCACUGGGAGUGGAAAAAUUGUCCAACCGCUUGGAAAGGACAGUACGCCCGUGGCCACGGAAAACCGACUAUUGUCCUAGAGGCCGUAGCUUCACAAGAUCUUUGGAUUUGGCACGCAUUUUUUGGUCUUCCAGGUACCUUAAAUGAUCUUAAUGUCCUCGAUCGAUCUCCUCUGUUUGAUGACCUUUUAGAAGGUCGAGCUCCCAGGGUGAGGUACAUGGUCAACAACCACAUGUAUAAGUUGGCAUAUUACCUCACAGAUGGUAUAUAUCCAAAAUGA
Brassica napus (rape) is the source of this 858-nucleotide messenger RNA. RefSeq lists its product as uncharacterized. The coding region runs from base 1 to 858 and encodes 285 amino acids. Lineage: Eukaryota; Viridiplantae; Streptophyta; Magnoliopsida; Brassicales; Brassicaceae. The record is from RefSeq and is a predicted model, not a curated record. The transcript has a single exon.